AGAAUGGGGAGGCAACCAAUCACGUGCCAAGCCCGCCUGACCUGGAGAGGUGCCCUGGCCCAGUUCCUCCGCCAACUUUGUGUCGUCGCCUUUGUUUUCUUCCGCUUGGGAGGAGCCCCACCGCCACAGUGAUGUUAGAUGGCCCUAAAAGAAAUGUUUUAUCCAGUGCCUGCUCUGCUUCACAUCUAUCCCCAGACCUUAGGACUGUGUGAGGUGGGUAUUUUUCCAGCUCUCCCCUGAGAGAACCGCUCAAGGAGGUUAGUAGUAACUCAUCCAAGGCCUCCUGCCUGGUAAGUGUGGAAGUGAGACAGGAUACCCUCUACCGCCACCCUCCGAAAGCCAGGGUGGGCUUGCUUUUUUUUUUUUUUUUUCCCUCCCCUCAACAAGCUGCCUCUGGGAGCCCAGGAAGCCCCAGAAGGUUCUGUGGCUGAGGAGACUUCUCGAGGGCUGCACGCCCGGGGAGCCACACCGAACAGAAGCAGGGCUCUGGCUCUCCGGGUCUGGGUUCCCAGGUCCCAUGCAGAGAGUGCGGCCAUGAGCACUGCAAGGGCAACAGGCCUGCUCCUGGCAGCACAGGGAGCCCGCGCGAGCAGGCAGGUGGAGCUCUUGCUCCGCGCCAUGGCCCCUCUGCGGUCUCUGCAGCCGUUUGCAUUUCCUGAAACCGGAUCUCGGUGUCAGAGCCGCCCCCGGGCCGGGCGGCACCUCAGCCAUGGCCCUGCGCAAGGAGCUGCUCAAGUCCAUCUGGUACGCGUUCACUGCCCUGGACGUGGAGAAGAGCGGCAAGGUCUCCAAGUCCCAGCUCAAGAUCAUGUCAUCUAGUGGGGGCUUCAGGAUAGACAGGAGAACAGCAGAUCAUCCAAAAUCCAGCCCUGCAGAAACCCGUGCCCUACAUCCACCUCCCACUGCCUUUCGUAUCUUGUAGGAACAAUCCCAACCUCCAUAGUUUAUCUCCAAGGUGCUGUCCCACAACCUGUACACGGUCCUGCACAUCCCCCACGACCCUGUGGCUCUGGAGGAGCACUUCCGGGAUGAUGACGACGGCCCCGUGUCCAGCCAGGGAUACAUGCCCUACCUCAACAAGUACAUCCUGGACAAGGCCUGGUGGCAGGUGGAGGAGGGGGCUUUCGUUAAGGAGCACUUUGAUGAGCUGUGCUGGACCCUGACGGCCAAGAAGAACUAUCGGGUGGACAGCAACGGGAACAGCAUGCUCUCCAAUGAGGAUGCCUUCCGCCUCUGGUGCCUGUUCAAUUUCCUGUCUGAGGACAAGUACCCUCUGAUCAUGGUUCCUGAUGAGGCUCUGGGAGCCAGAGGAGCCCCCCCCAACCCCAGCAUCGUCACAGGCAACACUGCCUGCUGCAGUCCCCAGGUCUCCCUGCUCCUCCAGGUGGAAUACCUGCUAAAGAAGGUGCUCAGCAGCAUGAGCUUGGAGGUGGGCUUGGGUGAGCUGGAGGAGCUGCUGGCCCAGGAAGCCCAGGCAGCCCAGACCACCGGAGGGCUCAGCGUCUGGCAGUUCCUGGAGCUCUUCAACUCGGGGCGCUGUCUUCGAGGUGUGGGGCGGGACACUCUCAGCAUGGCCAUCCACGAAGUCUACCAGGAGCUCAUCCAAGAUGUCCUGAAGCAGGGCUACCUGUGGAAGCGAGGGCACCUGCGGAGGAACUGGGCAGAACGCUGGUUCCAGCUGCAGCCCAGCUCCCUCUGCUAUUUUGGGAGUGAAGAGUGCAAGGAGAAAAGGGGUACAAUCCCGCUGGAUGCACAAUGCUGCGUGGAGGUGCUGCCCGACCGAGAGGGGAAGCGCUGCAUGUUCUGUGUGAAGACAGCCUCCCGCACGUACGAGAUGAGCGCCUCCGACACGCGCCAGCGCCAGGAAUGGACGGCGGCCAUCCAGACCGCGAUCCGGCUGCAGGCCGAGGGGAAGAUGUCUUUGCACAAGGACCUGAAGCAGAAGCGGCGCGAGCAGCGGGAGCAGCGGGAGCGACGCCGGGCGGCCAAGGAGGAAGAGCUGCUGCGCCUGCAGCAGCUGCAGGAGGAGAAGGAGCGGAAGCUGCAGGAGCUGGAGCUGCUACAGGAGGCGCAGCGGCAGGCCGAGUGCCUGCUGCAGGAGGAGGAGGAGCGACGCCGCAGCCAGCACCGCGAGCUGCAGCAGGCGCUGGAGGGCCAACUGCGCCAGGCGGAGCAGGCCCGGGCCUCCAUGCAGGCCGAGAUGGAACUGAAGAAGGAGGAGGCUGCCCGGCAGCGGCAGCGGAUCCAAGAGCUGGAGGAGAUGCAGCAGAGGCUCGAGGAGGCCCUGCACCUGGAGGUGAAAGCUCGGCGGGACGAGGAGGCCGUGCGCCUAGCCCAGACCCGCCUGCUAGAGGAGGAGGAGGAGAAGCUGAAGCAGCUGCUGCAGCUGAAGGAGGAGCAGGAGCGCUACAUCGAGCGCGCGCAGCAGGAGAAGCAAGAGCUGCAGCAGGAGAUGGCGCUGCAGAGCCGCUCCCUGCAGCAAGCCCAGCUGCAGCUGGAGGAGGUGCGGCAGAACCGGCAGAGGGCCGACGAGGACGUGGAGGCUGCCCAGCAGAAGUUGCGCCAGGCCAGCACCAACGUGAAACACUGGAAUGUUCAGAUGAACCGGCUCAUGCAUCCAAUUGAGCCUGGAGAUAAGCGUCCCACCACCAGCAGCUCCUUUACAGGCUUCCAGCCACAUCUACUUGCCCGCCGUGACUCCUCCCUAAAGCGCCUGACCCGCUGGGGAUCCCAGGGCAACCGGACCCCCUCGCCCAGCAGCAGCGAGCAGCAGAAGUCCCUCAAUGGUGGGGACGAAGCUCCCAUCUCAGCUUCUACCCCUCAGGAAGACAAACUGGACCCAGCACCAGAAAAUUAGCCUCUGCUAUCCCCUCCCGCCCUCCAACCUCAUACCCACCAGAACCUGGCCACAGCUGGCCUGUGGGUGAUGCCAGCCCCCACAGAAGAGGGAGCUGAAGUCCUGGUGCCAGGAGCCCCCUCGGCCCUCCAGCCAUGACACAGUCCAGAAUGGAGCCUAGUUCAUUUUUGGCACCAGCCCCAGGCCCCUGACCACUGAGGCUGUCUGGGAUGUUGAUCCUUGAGAACUUGAUCUUGUGCCUUAACCCCAAGGACCCUGUGCCCUGGGCUGGAUAAGAGAGCAGACAAGCAAGCCAACGGCGUGUGCCCUCAGACGGCCACUAGGUGGUGGAGGCGCAUUUCCAAAUAAAAAUUGCUCUUGGAAUGAA
This is a messenger RNA of Mirounga angustirostris (Northern elephant seal), 3224 nucleotides long. It is a transcript of the gene DEF6, whose product is annotated as DEF6 guanine nucleotide exchange factor. The record is from RefSeq and is a predicted model, not a curated record. The transcript has 12 exons. Gene Ontology annotation, cellular component: cytoplasm; nucleus. Gene Ontology annotation, molecular function: calcium ion binding. Bases 1064 to 2857 code for a protein of 597 amino acids. Lineage: Eukaryota; Metazoa; Chordata; Mammalia; Carnivora; Phocidae.